UUGCUUCCACUUCAAGCUUCCUGGUGCCGAGGAGGUGGCGUGGACUUGUUUCCGUGCGCAAGGCAUCCAGCCAGCCACUGUAGCUUUCUCUUUGUAGUCUUUGUGAUACGCAUUUUUUGUUUGGAUAUACGAUUUCACCAUGAAGACCGCUAUUGUUGCCUCCCUUAUCGCCUCUGCCGCCGCUUUCGCCCCGGCGUCUCAGACAGAGCGCAGCAGUGCUUUGAUUGUAAAGGCGGCUCCCUUUGCCAAUGAGAUCGGUGCCAUACAGCCUCUAGGAUACUUUGAUCCUAUGGGCUUCUGCUUGGAUGGCAACAAGGAGAAAUUCGACACUUAUCGCUACAUCGAAUUGAAGCACGGACGUGUUGCUAUGCUUGCCGUCGUUGGAUACCUCACCACCUACGCUGGUAUCCGAUUCCCCGGUGCCGAAGACAUCCCCGCAGGAUGGGCCGCUUGGGCUGCUUGCCCCAAGGUGGUUCUCGUCCAGAUGGCCUUCACCAUUGGAGCCAUGGAGGCAUUCAACCGUGAUGCCAGUGAUAUCUGGCCCGAUUGCCCACCAAGUGAGUUCCCUGGUGACUUCCGUAAUGGACACAUCGAUUUCGGAUGGGACAAGCAAACUGAUGCCUGGAAGACCAACAAGCGAACAAUCGAGCUUAACAACGGACGUGCUGCUCAAAUGGGAAUCUUUGGACUUAUGCUCCACGAUGCCAUGGGUAAUGUUAACGAACUCCUUCCUUUGGCUAAAUAAAUGGAAAGCGUACACCCUUGGAGUGAUUGCCUUGCUUUUACAGUAAUGUUACAUACUAGAGACCACCUUUUUCUCCUGU
Messenger RNA from Seminavis robusta, 824 nucleotides. Lineage: Eukaryota; Bacillariophyta; Bacillariophyceae; Naviculales; Naviculaceae. The record is from the annotation of a GenBank genome assembly.